Molecule: messenger RNA, 1218 nt
Organism: Aspergillus luchuensis
Lineage: Eukaryota; Fungi; Ascomycota; Eurotiomycetes; Eurotiales; Aspergillaceae
Gene: ipp1
Product: inorganic diphosphatase IPP1
Exons: 5
Coding region: 1-1218 (405 amino acids)
Biological process (GO): phosphate-containing compound metabolic process
Cellular component (GO): cytoplasm; nucleus
Molecular function (GO): inorganic diphosphate phosphatase activity; magnesium ion binding
Source: RefSeq, a predicted model, not a curated record
AUGUUCCCGGGGGUCCGUAGGGUAUCCAAGGGAGUCCAAGUUGGAGGCCGCGCAUUGAAUUCGAAUCCAUUGAGCCGGCCACCCACCGCCUGUCCGAUCCUCGCGCGUACUGGCUGUUCGCCCGUCCUUCGCACAUCCGCAACGCUGGCUCCCCCCACCAAGCAAGCCCCCCCUCCUCCCUCUCUCUCUUCCUCUCCCUCCCCUCCUCUUUCUUCCUCUUCUUCUCUUUCUGCUACAGCUUUGUCUCCCUCUUCCUCCUCCCGAGUUGAUCGUUCGGUUUCGUCCGCUUCAUCUCGUGCUGCCCUUUUAUCCAAACACUUUUCCACCUCCGCUGCCCCGCCGCAAUCGCCCAACAUGUCCUACACCGUCCGCAAGAUCGGCCAGGCCAACACCCUGGAGCACCGUGUUUACAUUGAGAAGGAUGGCCAGCCCGUCUCUCCCUUCCACGACAUCCCCCUCUAUGCCAACGAGCAGCAGACCAUCCUCAACAUGGUCGUUGAGAUACCCCGCUGGACCAACGCCAAGCAGGAGAUCUCCAAGGAGGAGUUCCUCAACCCCAUCAAGCAGGAUGUGAAGAAGGGCAAGCUCCGCUACGUCCGCAACUGCUUCCCCCACAAGGGUUACCUCUGGAACUACGGUGCCUUCCCUCAGACCUGGGAAGACCCCAACACCGUCCACCCCGAGACCAAGGCCAAGGGUGACAACGACCCGCUCGACGUUUGCGAGAUCGGUGAGCUCGUCGGCUACCCCGGUCAGGUCAAGCAGGUUAAGGUCCUCGGUGUGAUGGCUCUUCUCGAUGAGGAGGAGACCGACUGGAAGGUCAUUGUCAUCGACGUCAACGACCCCCUGGCCCCUAAGCUCAACGACGUUGAGGAUGUUGAGCGCCACCUCCCUGGCCUUCUCCGCGCCACCAACGAGUGGUUCCGUAUCUACAAGAUCCCCGACGGAAAGCCCGAGAACCAGUUCGCUUUCUCCGGCGAGUGCAAGAACAAGAAGUACGCUCUUGAUGUCAUCCGCGAGUGCGCUGACGCCUGGGAGAAGCUCAUCUCCGGCAAGUCUCCUCGUGGUGAGAUCAGCGUUGCUACCACCACCGUCGAGGGUGCCGAGCGUGCUGACGCUGCUCAGCUCGCUGCCAUCCCCAAGGGCGAGAACCUCCCCCCUGCCCCCAUUGACGGCAGCGUUGACAAGUGGUUCUUCAUCUCCGGUGCCGCUGUCUAA